Plectropomus leopardus (leopard coralgrouper) is the source of this 4406-nucleotide messenger RNA. It is a transcript of the gene bsk146, whose product is annotated as brain specific kinase 146. Gene Ontology annotation, biological process: protein phosphorylation. The record is from RefSeq and is a predicted model, not a curated record. Gene Ontology annotation, molecular function: protein serine/threonine kinase activity; ATP binding. NCBI's taxonomy places the organism in Eukaryota, Metazoa, Chordata, Actinopteri, Perciformes, Serranidae.
GUUGCCAAGCUUAAAUCUUAAAGUUAAUCUUGACUUGACAAAAAAACAACCAAAAGACAAUGAAUUUAUAACCAUGUUAACUUAAGUCACUUUGCCCUAGAAAUUUGUCACAGUUACUCAAUGUUAUGCAGGAAAAGAGAAAGAAGAAGACCUAUACCAGUGUAGAAUUUCAUGAACUGACGGCCCUGCAUCCCUUUGAUAUUUCCCACUGCCCUUGAAUGCCUAGUCUGUACGGAGACAGAGAGCAGCGGCGGCUCCCUGCGGAGCAGCGCUGCGAUUGGCCAGAGCGGAGAGGGGGGAGGGUUUUUCUCCCCCCCUCCUCGCCUCACUACUGGUGUUGUUUCCCUCUUCUGCUGCUUUCCCCUCUCCUCUCCUCUCCUCCCAUCCUAGAGGACAGAGCGAUGCGGAGACAAUAGGACGCAGAGCCGAAGGAGUCUGAAGGAUGCUCGGCGCCACAUCCACCGUCACACGGCUGCACGGAGGCUUUUCACAGGAUAUCAGGCUUUUCUCCUGGCUCACCUGGCCCUCUUAUGCGAUCAGAUUAUCCCGUGUGUUUACCAGCAGCCUGGGCUGACAGGGCAGACUCCACAGCCUCCAUAUGGGAACCAACUGAAGGUGACGCCAGCUGUUAGCUGCUGCUGCUCUGUCCCACCUGAGCAUCUUUUCCCCAGUUCUUUCUCCUGGUCCAUCCCCAAAAACAGUCCGCAGCAUGAGUUCCUCUCCGCUAGUGUCUCGAGCCAACGUGGACAUCCUGGAUGAGCUGCAGCUGAUCGCAGCCCAGAAUCUGGAGAGAGUGGAAGUCAACAAAUAUUAUGAGGUGAUCAGGGAGCUGGGCAAGGGCACCUACGGCAAGGUGGACCUGGUCAUCCAUAAGAUCAGAGGUACAAAAAUGGCACUGAAGUUCCUGAAGAAGAAGACAACCAAGCUGAAGUCAUUCUUGCGGGAAUAUAGCAUUUCACUCUACCUGUCUCCAUGCCCUUUCAUCAUUAACAUGUUCGGCAUCGCCUUCGAGACAGACGACUACUAUGUGUUCGCCCAAGAGUAUGCUCUGGCAGGAGACCUCUUUGAUAUCAUUCCUCCACAGGUUGGUCUUCCUGAGGCAGUUGCAAAGCGCUGUGUGCACCAAGUAGCCAUUGCCUUGGAUUACCUGCACUGUAAGAAGCUGGUCCACAGGGAUAUCAAGCCUGAAAAUAUCCUGAUCUUUGACCGGGAGUGCCGCAAGGUCAAGCUGUCGGAUUUCGGCAUGACCCGCCGAGCUGGCUCCCCUGUGAAAAGAGUGAGUGGCACCAUCCCCUACACAGCCCCAGAGCUUUGUGACGUGUCCCGCCACGAGGGUUUCUCUGUGGACUACAGCACUGACGUUUGGGCCUUCGGUGUGCUUCUCUUCUGCAUGCUGACUGGCAACUUCCCCUGGGAGAAGGCACUGCCUUCUGACUCCUUCUACCAGGAGUUCAUCCGCUGGCAGAGGAGGAGGACGAACACGGUGCCGUCCCAGUGGAGGCGCUUCACUGAGCAGGCCCUCCGCAUGUUCCGCCGGCUGCUCUCUGUGGAACAGGACCGCCGCUGCUCCGUCAAAGAGGUCUUUGGCUAUUUCAGCCAUUCUUGGAUGCUGGACGCAGAGAACAACAACAAAAAUUGCAAUGGCAACAGUGGAGGUGGUGGAGAGAGGGUUGUCGGUGGAGGAGGAGGAGGAGGAGCAGGAGGAGGAGGGGUGAGGGGAGAGGUGGACGGUGUUAUCUCUUCAUCUUCGUCCGGGGAGGAAGACGAGGAACUCCUUGUGGAGAGGAUGAAGCAACAGACUCUCUCCCCACUGUCGCCUCUCUCUCCCAUGUCUCCUGGGGCAGUGGAGAGGGCGAGCGGUGGUGGCGCGAAGGGCGGGAUGAUGGAACCGGGCGGCGGCCACCAUUUUGUGUCCGUCUCCACUAACAGCUCUGUGUCGUCCACCAACAGCUACGAUCGAAUGCCACGGGAAAACAGUUCACCUGGUGGUCGCAUGCUGGUGGCUACACCUAUUGAAAUCUGCGUUUGACUGCAUUAAUGUUGUCACGGACUCACUGGUACACACUUUUAUACCUCUCAUCCAACCACAUAGAUGUGCAUGCUCGGAAAAAGAAACAAACUGACAACAAGUACUAACACAUAUCCUGUUCUAAACGAAAGGAAGGGCAGACACGGAAGACUUACCAGAAAGUAUUUGAAGAGUGCGUACAUUCAUCAUGAGGUAGAGUUUUUGGUCACAAUGGAGUCAAAAGACUCCGUGAGAAGCCCCAUUUAUACUUUGAUUCCGAUGUUGUGUGCAAAAGCAGUUUCGUGAAACCCAGAGGAAAAAUGAAAAAAAUUGCUUCCAAUAGAGAUUCUGUCAAUGAGACUAUCUGAAAAGAAGACCAAAAUGUAUUUCUUAAAGCAAUACUUGAAGCAAAAAAAAGCAAAAUGAGACACAAAAGGGGGAGAGUGCUGUGUGAUCUCUUCAGGACGUGACCGCUGUCAUUUUUGAAUGAAGCCAAGGGACAAAGAAUUUGUAUUUUUGGAGAAGACUCAAAACAGAGUUCAAGGAAAUACCUUGUAAGAUAAGAACGACUGAAUCGCGGUGUCGUAUCAUGUGUAACAAAAAAUGUGAACGCGUGAGUGUGUUUGGUGUGUGUACCACUGUGCGUGUUUUAAAUCCAAAAGAAGCGUAUUUAUUUUUGCUUUGAGAAUUUUAUUAUUCGUUUGAAUCUAAAAAGACUACACACUCUAUUUUUUCUAUUGUUUUUUUUGUAACACAGCUUUCUUUCUUUUUCAUUAGACUUUACAUUGUAUUUUGGUGUUCUGGCAUCACUGUGCCAAAUUCUCACAGCUGUAACAAAUGUGCAACACAUUUGCUUGGCUGCUGUACAUAUUGGUAUGAAUAGCUACAUAUCGUGUCUGAGGUUUGACCGGCGGAAUAUUUCACGGCUAUCGUCUGUAAACCAGUAUGUCCCUGAGCGACAGACUGAGAGAAAGCAAAUAACGUCUCUGUUCUCCAUGUCAAACAUAUCUACUUCACUGGUGAAAGACUAUUUUCUACUCACUCUCAAAAAUCUGUUUGUAUGGCUUCUGUUUUCUUUGAAACGUUUUUCAGAAUAAUUCUGUUUGUAAUUGCUUGUUUUCCUCGAAUCCUUAAGCAAAAUGUAUUGUCUGAAAAGAAAAGAGAAGAGAUCACUUAGCAUUUUCAACUCAAUCUGAAGGAAAAAAAAACACAGAAGAUGUCAGAAGAGUCGCCUUUUAUAAAUUUGCAUGACCAGUAGCUCAAAGUUAUCUUUAUGAAGAAUUUGAACCAGCUUUACAAAAAAUACGGAGAAAAAAAAGGAUAAAAAGAAACGUAUAAUGUCGUGAUGUGAAUUUUUUGCCGUAGCACAAUUUCCUGCAUUAUGUCCCUGAGUGAAUAUUGCUGUCAUGAUCUCUUGAGACAUCCUAGGGCUAAAAAAAAAAUCUGAACAAUAUUCUGUGUGUUGUAUUUGUAAUGCUAUUUGUAUUGCUAUUAAUGCUGUGUACUCAUCUCACCACCUUCAGGAGCAGAAAAAAAAAGCAAAGCAUGAGGACAUAGAGUGAGAGGCUUGAAUUCAAAUCACAGGUAGGGAAUUAAAUGAUUUAAUCUUUUAUUUUUAAAUUGCCACCUUUAGAAAAGUAAUGUGAUGUAAAUUUUUUUUUGUUUUUUUACUAUGAUAGAAUCACCAGGGAAAAAAUUAUCCAUUACUUUCUUUGACUAAACAUUACUGAAAUAAUUACCUCCAUAAAUAUCCAAUUACUACCCUUUAUUAUACCUAAAUUUGAAAAGAAAAAAAGCAGUGGAUUAUGCAUAGGAAUGGGCAUUUUGUGUGUUGCUUUCCAGACACGAGCCUGCAUGAACUUGUAUGUGCUAUAGCUCUGUUGUGAAAACCUAGUGUUUUUCUCCUGUCACAAGCUGUAGUACUGUGUAGAUGUAGUGUAGCUGAAAACAACAUGUUUCUUUAUCUUGGGAGGGUCGGUAGCCCCAGCUCGGAUCAGCUCAAACUCUGUUCUGCCCUUAAAGAAACCGUUUGCUGCUCCCAGAUCAGCAGGCGAGUAUGGAAAUUACUACAUCUUGUGACAAUCUCUGACCUCAUUGGCAGCCUUCUGACUCAGAACAAAGGACAGUCCUGAUACAGAUACUGUAGCUGUGGUGUUUUCUAUAGCUGCUUGCUCUCUAUAGGCCAGCUGCAAGCAGCACUUACUCUGCAGCGUUUAUAGCACAUCGCAUUUAACUGGGGAGGCAUCUCACAUGACUGUAUGAAGACGAGGUCUUUAUUUUCUGCAGUUUUCUCCUUAGAAGAACUCUCAACCCUGUCGUAUCCAGAAAACCAUAAGAUCCAUUAUAACUCAAAUGAGAAAUUCCAAAAAUCAUUUUUUGAAAAACAAAAAUGAAUCAG